This is a messenger RNA of Cinara cedri, 1858 nucleotides long. The record is from the annotation of a GenBank genome assembly. NCBI's taxonomy places the organism in Eukaryota, Metazoa, Arthropoda, Insecta, Hemiptera, Aphididae.
CCUGCUUGCCUGACCGCUGUGUAAUUGCCUAACUGUCGUCGCCGCCGGAUGGCUGUCGCUCGACGUUCGACGUGAUCGUUCGGUUGUUGUUUGUCUCCUAUAGCGUCCAAUUUGCGACAGCCGUUUGUUGUUUUCCGUGUUUGUGGCCCGAUGUCGCGUUACCCGACGCUCCGCAGUUGUGGCUAUGAGCUGCACCGGACUAUAGGAACCGGCGGAUUUGGCAAAGUCAAACUGGCCACGCACGGGCCCACCGGCGAAAAGGUGGCUGUCAAAAUCAUGGACAAGACCAAGCUGGGCAAGGACCUGCCGCGCGUCAAGCUAGAGAUCAGCGCACUCAAGACACUGUCCCAUCCAAACGUCUGUAAGCUUUAUCAGGUGAUUGAGACCGAGAGUCACUGUUACGUGGUCAUGGAGUACUGCUCGGGCGGUGAGCUGUUCGAUCACAUCGUCGAAAAGAGCCGUCUCAGCGAAAUGGAGUCGAGAAUGUUCUUUAGGCAGAUCAUAUCGGCCGUGUCAUACCUGCACGACAGCGGCUAUGCGCACCGCGAUCUCAAGCCGGAAAACAUACUGUUGGACAAGGAACAAAACCUGAAGAUAAUCGAUUUCGGUUUAUGUGCCAAGCCGCAGGGUGGUAUGGACAGUCUGUUGUUGACUUCGUGCGGUUCGCCUACUUAUGCCGCCCCCGAACUUAUUCAAGGGGUCAAAUACCACGGGUCUGAAGUAGAUAUCUGGAGCAUGGGUGUUAUUCUGUAUGCCCUGUUGUGCGGUUGUUUGCCAUUCGAAAGCGACAACAUCGAUGAGCUUUUUAAAAAGAUUUUACGUGGAAAAUACAUUGAACCUGGCUGGCUGUCGUCAGGCAGUAAACGUUUGUUGCGACGUAUGCUUUGUGUGGAUCCUUUAAAGCGUGUACGAAUCAGUGAGCUGAUUGACGAUCCAUGGAUUAAACUUGGGUAUGGUUAUCCUCCAGCCACAAAGUUUCACAAUAUGGGACAAUAUAAAGACAUUGAAUGUCUUGAAGUAAUGAGUCAAUAUUAUAAUGUUGAUAAAGAAAUUCUAUGGUCUCGUCUUUCCAAAUGGAAGUACGACAGUGAGACCGCUACUUAUUUGUUGUUGAUUAAUUUAAAAAAAUCUGGUAGUCCGUUAGUUUUGAAGAAAAAAGAUUUACCCAAACUGCAACCAGAACAAGUUAUUAUAAGAAGGCCAGUCGAUCUGCAUACUCCUGGCCAAGAAAAUAGAAGAAUACGUGCUGUUAGAAGAAAAUUAGAAGAUGCGACACCUGUUAUACCAGCUAAAAUCAAAAGAAGUGCCAAUGUUGAAACUGCUCAACAACACAGUUCAGCAGUUCAAAAUAGUCCUGCUGGUAAAAUAUUGUCUAGUUUAGAUCGUGUUAGAAAGGCUUUGACACCAAGACGCCGUUUGGGAACGCCGACAUUAAAAAAACCUGAAAUCUUGGACAUAAAAAAAGAUCUGUGUAACAUAUCGACCACAGUUUGUAAUGAUCCAGAGAAAGUAAUGAAUCAGUUAGAAAAUGCAUUGGCCAUGAAACAUGUUAUUUGCUCUAGAAAAGGUUUUAUUCUCAGGGGAAAAUUAAAGAGCGAUGCCAAUGAUAAGGAAAAAUUAAAAUUGUCUUUUGAACUAGAAAUAUGUUUAGUGCCAUCAAUAAACAAAGAAAAUUUGUCAGUUGUUGCUAUUAAACGAAAGCGUCUUAAAGGUGAUUCUUGGAUGUACAAAAAAAUAUGCGAAGAAAUUCUAAAUUUUACUGGAAAAUGUGAAUCUAAUAAUCAAGUGUGAUUUUUUUUUUUCUUCCGGAAAUAUGUUUUAUUUACCGAAUUGCUUUUGGUGUUUAAUUUUGAUUUUU